GUGGGCCCCGGGCGGGGACGAACUGGACGCGGAGUCCCUGACGCUGCGUCUCCGGCCUUGAGGGUAGCGGCCUUUUUCUUGGACUAGAAUUCCUUCACUUCUGCGUUCUCGCCGCCCGGGACGAUGGUGCCCCGCCUACUGCUGCGCGCCUGGCCCCGGGGCCCUGCCAUUGGCCCUGGAGCCCCCUGUCGGUCCCUCAGUGCUGACAGUAGGCCUGGCCAGUACCUGCAGCACAGCAUCGUGCCCACCAUGCACUACCAGGACAGUCUGCCCAGGCUGCCUAUUCCCAAACUUGAAGACACCAUUAGGAGAUACCUCAAUGCACAGAAACCUCUCUUGAAUGAUGGCCAGUUCAGGAAGACAGAACAAUUUUGUAAGAGUUUUGAGAAUGGAAUUGGAAAAGAACUACACAAGCAGCUGGUGGCUCGGGACAAACAGAAUAAACACACAAGCUACAUUUCUGGUCCCUGGUUUGAUAUGUAUUUAACUGCUCGAGACUCAGUUGUUCUGAACUUUAAUCCAUUUAUGGCAUUCAAUCCUGAUCCAAAAUCUGAGUAUAAUGACCAGCUCACCCGGGCGACCAACAUGACUGUUUCUGCCAUCCGGUUUCUGAAGACACUCCGGGCUGGCCUUUUGGAGCCAGAAGUAUUCCACUUGAACCCUGCCAAAAGUGACACGAAUACCUUUAAGAGACUCAUACGCUUUGUGCCUUCCUCUCUGUCUUGGUAUGGAGCCUACUUGGUCAAUGCAUAUCCCUUGGAUAUGUCUCAGUAUUUUCGGCUUUUCAAUUCAACUCGUUUACCCAAACCCAGGCGGGAUGAACUCUUUACUGAUGACAAGGCCCAACACCUCCUGGUCCUAAGAAAAGGACAUUUCUAUGUCUUUGAUGUCCUGGAUCAAGAUGGGCACAUCGUAAGCCCCUCAGAAAUCCAGGCACAUCUGAAGUACAUUCUCGAAGACAAUAGCCCUGUGCCUGAGUUUCCUCUGACAUAUCUGACCAGUGAGAACCGAGAUGUCUGGGCAGAGCUCAGGCAGAAGCUGAUACAUGGGGGCAAUGAGGAGACCCUGAGGAAAGUGGACUCCGCUGCCUUCUGCCUCUGCUUAGAUGACUUCCCCAUUAAGGACCUUGUCCAUUUGUCCCACACCAUGCUACAUGGUGAUGGUACAAAUCGCUGGUUUGAUAAAUCCUUUAAUCUCAUUGUGGCCAAGGAUGGCACUGCCGCUGUCCACUUUGAGCAUGCUUGGGGUGACGGGGUUGCAGUACUCAGGUUUUUCAAUGAAGUGUUUAAAGAUAGCACUAACGCUCCUGCCAUCACUCCCCAGAGCCAGCCAGCCAAUACAGACUCUUCCAUCACUGUGCAAAAACUCAGCUUCAAAUUGAAUGAUGCCUUAAAGGCUGGAAUCACUGCUGCAAAGGAAAAGUUUGAUGCUACCACGAAAACCCUCACCAUUGACUGUAUGCAGUUUCAGAGAGGAGGCAAAGAAUUCUUGAAGAAGCAGAAGUUGAGCCCUGACGCAGUGGCACAGCUGGCCUUCCAGAUGGCCUUCCUGCGGCAGUAUGGGCAGACAGUGGCCACCUACGAGUCCUGCAGCACUGCAGCAUUCAAACAUGGCCGCACUGAGACCAUCCGCCCAGCCUCCAUCUUCACAAAGAGGUGCUCUGAGGCCUUCGUCAGGGAGCCCUCUAAGCACAGUGCUGGCGAGCUUCAGCAGCUGAUGGCCGAGUGCUCCAAGUACCAUGGCCAGCUGACCAAAGAAGCAGCAAUGGGCCAGGGCUUUGACAGACACUUGUUUGCUUUGCGGCACCUAGUGGCAGCCCAAGGAAUUGUCCUGCCGGAGCUCUACCUGGACCCUGCAUAUGAACGGAUAAACCACAACAUCCUGUCCACCAGCACGCUGAGCAGCCCAGCAGUGAACCUUGGUGGCUUUGCCCCUGUUGUCCCUGAUGGCUUUGGCAUUGGUUAUGCUGUUCAUGAUGACUGGAUAGGCUGCAAUGUCUCCUCCUACCCAGGACGCAAUGCCCGGGAGUUUCUUCACUGUGUUGAGAAAUCCUUAGAAGAUAUAUUUGAUGCCUUAGAAGGCAAAUCCAUCAAAGCUUAGCUUCCAGGUAGAUGGAAAGUCCUCCAUUACUUCCUCAUGAAAAUGGAGGGCCGUGUAGCCAAUAAGUGCUAUCCUGUGCCUAAUGAAACUAGUCAUGGGCCCAAGCAGCCAGUGCUGCAAGCUUGAGCUCAAAGAUCAUUUUUUUAAAGCUAAAUGUGUUAUUUCUGAAUGGGAAAUAACAGUUUCAAGACCCUCUGAUCAAGAUAUUGGGUUUAAAGAACUAACUCAGGUCUAUUUAUUGUUUAAACAGAAAUAAAAUGUAAUUGUGUAAUUGUUGCUUAAA
Messenger RNA from Marmota monax (woodchuck), 2383 nucleotides. RefSeq names its product carnitine palmitoyltransferase 2 (gene Cpt2). Gene Ontology annotation, cellular component: mitochondrion. The record is from RefSeq and is a predicted model, not a curated record. Bases 124 to 2100 code for a protein of 658 amino acids. Gene Ontology annotation, molecular function: carnitine O-palmitoyltransferase activity. Gene Ontology annotation, biological process: fatty acid beta-oxidation. The transcript has 5 exons. NCBI's taxonomy places the organism in Eukaryota, Metazoa, Chordata, Mammalia, Rodentia, Sciuridae.